UGUUUAUAUUACUGAGUUAAGCUUGCAAUCACUGGUGAUAUAAAAUUAAUGAGUUGAGAUUUCUUGACUCGGAUCCAAAACAUGCAUUUGGGGACAUGCAAUGUCGGAUUAGAUUGAGUUGGCGAGUCGAUUCGUUGAGCAGCCCGACUCAACUUGACCCUGUGUGCAAACAUAGCUCGACUAAUUCGACUCGGUUUCUUUAGGCUUGAGCCCGUACCCAACUCAACCCGUUUGUUCUGUUGAACCAGUUGACAUUCGACGCUUCCCAUCGCCCUUUCGCUCCUCUACCUCGAGCAGCCGCGGCGGUGCUCUCUCCGCUAUAUAAAUGAGGUCUGCGCCAUGCAAUCUAUCGAACACCUUCACUUCAUUACGUCCAACUCUCCUCGACACCCAGAAAGCUCAUGCUGUGCUCCUCAAAUCCGGCAUCCCGAUAGAAGGAUCUGAUGUCGUCCAUCGCUACUGCAACUGCUCCGCGUUUCAGUACGCGCGCAAGCUGUUCGACGAGAGGUUCGAAUGGGAUGUGGUCUCGGCUACGGCCAUCAUCGGCGCCUUCGCUCGCCGCGGUCGACAUCGUGAUUCCUUUUCGAUUCUCUCUCGCUUGCUUUUCCUUGGGAUCAGGCCCAACCAAUUCACCUUCGGUGCCACGCUGCAUUCCUCCACCGCUGUCGGCGAUCUCAACAUCGGUAAGCAGCUUCAUGCUUUUUCAACUAAGUUGGGUCUCCAUUCCGAUGUCUUUGUCGGGAGCUCUCUUGUGGAUCACUACGCCAAAUUGGGUACGAUUAAAGAAUCACAAUUCGCAUUUGAGGACACUCAUGAACCUAAUGUUGUCUCGUACACUGCGUUGAUGAGUGGAUACUUGAAGAUCGACAGGUUCCAUGAAGCAAUUCAACUAUUCUACGAAAUGCCGAUGAGAAACGUUAUCUCAUGGAACGCUAUAAUCGGGGGCUGUAGUCAGGUUGGUCUCAGUGAGGAGUCUGUCAAUCUUUUCAAUGCAAUGUGUCGAGAAGGUUUCAGGCCCAACCAGUCCACCUUCCCCUGUGUUAUUAGUGCAGCUGCCAAUAUAGCAGCUCUUGGUAUGGGCAGAAGCUUUCAUGCUUCCGCUAUCAAAUACUUGGGUCAGCUUGAUGUUUUUGUGGUUAAUUCGCUGAUAAGCUUCUAUGCCAAGUGUGGGUGUUUACAUGACAGUAUUUUAGCAUUUGAGAGGAUUGAGGGCAGAAAUAUUGUUUCUUGGAAUGCCAUGAUUUGCAGUUGUGCACAAAACGGAAGAGGAGAGGAAGCCUUGGAGUUCUAUAAGAGAAUGCAGAGGUCGGGGUUAAAGCCAAACAGUGUCACCCUUCUCGUAGUGUUGUUUGGCUGCAGCCAUGCAGGUUUGGUUGAUGAUGGAUAUGCUUGUUUCAGUAUAGCCAAGGUUGAACAGCCGGACAUACUGAGAGCUGAACAUUAUGCUUGUGUGGUUGAUUUGCUCGCUCGGUCAAGGAGAUUUGGUGAGGCAGAGAGGUUUCUUCAGGAGCUGCCUUUUGAGCCAGGAAUUGGGUUUUGGAAGGCAUUGCUUGGAGGGGGUCAGAUACAUUCGAACAAGGAUCUGGCCAAGACUGUUGCUAAUCGAAUUCUUGCGCUAGAUCCGAAGGACAUUUCGUCCUAUGUGUUGCUAUCCAAUUUGUACUCUGCUGCAGGUAAUUGGCAGAGCGUAUCGGUGAUCAGGAGAGAGAUGAAGGAGAAAGGAAUGAAGAGAACUCCUGGAUGCAGCUGGAUUGAGAUUAAGAACAAGGUUCAUGUAUUCUUUAAUGGAGAUAGGAGGCAUGCUCAAACUGAUGAAAUUUAUAUGGUUUUAGCAACAUUCUUGGACUUUCAGUACCCUACAUGCUUUGGCCUUGAAGCUCAAGAGUGAGCUAAAUUUUGUGAGUUCAUGCAUGUUUAAGCUGCGUUCAUGACAUGGAACUCUCAGGUGUUAUCGCUGAAUCUUGGCUCUUCUAACUAUACUUUUGGUAAUCGGAAGCAUGCUGUUCUUCUAUCUUUUUCCAUUUCUGUAGCAGAUAUUUAGAGAGAGAAAGUAUCAAGCCCCAACCCCUGUUAUACUCAAAUUGGAUUAAGUUUUCGUAUGUCCUUAUUGGAGCAUUCAGGCACUCUCUUCUGGUAAAGAUUCUACAAGACUACCGAACAUAAUUGUUUUCCAUGUGCAUCUGGUCUUCCAAACACUGGAUGCAGAAGCAGCUUAUGGCACAGUUAUAUUCAAUAUGGAUUAUUCAUAAUUGAUGAAUGAGAGAACGGAAACCUAAUAUUUUCUAGUGCGAUGUGAUUUUUUACAAGAUUCUUUAUCAGCUGCCACUGCUUGACUGUUAUGCAUAAUCUGAACUUUGGACCGUCCAAACAGAUGCUUAAAAUUCUGAUGUGCCAGAAUGGUGCUUAAGGGAAGAUGAGAAGUACUUGGGUCUUGGGAGCUGAUUUCCUAUCGGAAGAUUGUCAUACUGGAAAUUGGAUGUCGUAUCAGAGGAUUGGUUGAUGUGUUGGAGAACGGAUUUUGUGUUUAAGGUUUGGGCAUCGUGUUGGAAGGAUCAUAUAUCACAUCGAAAGAUCGGAUGUCAUGGGAACAUUGAUAUGUUUAAGGAUUUGGUAAUGUGCUGACGCGUAAAGCGAUGUGUCAAAGGUUCAAACGAAGUGUCGGAAGAUCGGAUGACAUGCUAGAAAAGUUGACGUGCCAAAAGCCUCGAAGAUAUGUCAGAUGAGUGGUUGAUAAGUCAAGGUCUUUACGUGGCUGACCAGUUAUAAGUGUUCCCGACCUGCCCACAUCGGGUAAAUUACUUUGUUGGGCCGAUUAACUAUAAAGACUUUUGAUUUGCUAAUAUCGGGCAACUUAGUUUAUUGGGUUGAUUUGCCCACUUGUCUAUGAAUUUGGCGUUGUAGAUGCUUGUGUCCACGAAGGACGCAUCGGAUGUCAGGAUGGUUUUUUUGUGCAUGAAGGGCGCGUCGAAUGCUUUGGAUGCUUUUGUUCGUAAAGGAUGCAUCGUGUGUUGGAGAUGUUUAUAUCUUUAAAUGAUGCGUCAAAAGUAGGGAUGCUUUCAUUCACAAAGGACUCAUUAGACGCUUGAGAUAUUUUUGUUCGCGAAGGACGUAUUAUACGUUGGAGAUGCUUAUGUCCAAGAAUGACUCACAAUAACGUUGAGAUGCUUUUAUCUAUGAAGGGUGCAUCAAAUGCUUUGGAUGUUUUUAUUUAUGACAGAGAAGCUUAUGUUCGUGAAGGACACGCCGAAAGUCGAGAUGCUUUUGUCCACAAAAGAUACAUCAGACGCUUCGAGUGCUUUGGUCUGCGAAGGAUGCAUAAUGCAUCGUAGAUGCUUAUGUUCACGAAAGGCGCAUCAAAUGUCAAAAUUCUUUUGUUCGUAAAGGACACAUUAGAUACUUUGGAUGUUUUUCUUCGGAUGCAUCACAUGUUAGAGAUGCUUAUGUCCAUGAAAGAUGUAUUGGAUGUUGGAAUGCUUUGGGCCAUUCUGACUGUGUUGUGGAUUGAGGGUAGAGUGCCUUCACUAGA
Messenger RNA from Musa acuminata AAA Group (dessert banana), 3526 nucleotides. RefSeq names its product pentatricopeptide repeat-containing protein At5g42450, mitochondrial-like. The record is from RefSeq and is a predicted model, not a curated record. Gene Ontology annotation, cellular component: intracellular membrane-bounded organelle. Gene Ontology annotation, molecular function: protein binding; RNA binding. NCBI's taxonomy places the organism in Eukaryota, Viridiplantae, Streptophyta, Magnoliopsida, Zingiberales, Musaceae. Gene Ontology annotation, biological process: RNA modification. The coding region runs from base 326 to 1888 and encodes 520 amino acids. The transcript has a single exon.